Zophobas morio is the source of this 6653-nucleotide messenger RNA. It is a transcript of the gene cnk, whose product is annotated as connector enhancer of ksr. The record is from RefSeq and is a predicted model, not a curated record. The coding region runs from base 109 to 4767 and encodes 1552 amino acids. The transcript is spliced from 11 exons. Lineage: Eukaryota; Metazoa; Arthropoda; Insecta; Coleoptera; Tenebrionidae. Gene Ontology annotation, molecular function: protein binding.
GACAAGUUCAUUCAUGUUUAGUCAACACACAAAAACAAGUUCAAAAGUAAUGUUGCACAGCAGUUAGUUUGUUACAAAAGUGAAAAAUAACAUCACUAGGCCCCAAAAAUGGCUUACGUGAAUGUUAGAGAUUGGUCAGUCGACCAAGUAGUGGACUGGCUCAAAGGCCUAGAUGGUAUUAUUUCUCAAUACACGACCUCAUUUUUGAACAAUGGGGUAACAGGACAUCAUUUGCUUAACUUAAGAGCCGACGACUUGGAUAACUUAGGAGUAAAAACCUUAGGUCAUCAGGAAAUAAUUUUAGAAUCGGUGGAGCAUUUGCGACACUUUCACUUUGAACUGGAUAAAGAAAACUUACAAAUGUUAGCUUUAAAAGUCUCUUGCGCAUCUAACUCGUUGUUUAAAGAAUUGUUGCUGGUGGAUGAUGAUUGCCCAAUAGUGUCACCUCAGAUGAUGUCGGACGUUCACAACAUUAUAACCACCAUUAAACCCCUUGUUUGUUGGUUAGAUCGUGCCCCGUUUCUCGGCGACAAAGACUACAUUGAUUGCAAAAUGCAGAUGUUGGAUUUGAGUUUUGAAAUGGCCACUAGAGCACACAGAGGAAAAUUUUCAGAAAAACCCGUUACUAGCAUUCGGAAGAUUUGCGAAAAAAUUACAAAAUUGGCUGAUCACAUUAUCCAGGAAAUUACAGACCCGAUGAUUUUGCAACCGGCGUCUCUUGAUCUUGCAACUUUGAAGAAAAAAGAGCAGGAGUUGGGAUUUUUUAUUUCUCCGAAUAAUCAUCCAGUGCAUCAGAUAGCGGAAAUUAAGUAUGGGUCUCCAGCUCAUGGGAGUACAAAAAUUGAGGAAGGAGAUGAGAUUGUUCAAGUGAAUUAUCAAACUGUUGUGGGUUGGCAAAGAAAAAACGUUAUGAUUUUACUUCAAGACUCGCCACCUGAGAUUGUACUAACUCUUAAAAAACGGCCUCGUCAUACUAAAGUUUAUGGACAAAUUUACAUGAAGCCGUAUCGUUUGCCAAGUAAGAAGUUGGAUGGUCAGCCCUAUUUUCGCUGGAGUGAGAGCAUACAGUCUCCUAGGCUACUUCCUAUUCAUAAUUUGUCUCCUAUUUCUAUUCCAAAGUUGCCAGCAGUGAUUGAACCUCCUGAUGUAGAGACUGAACUGAGUAGUAGUGAUGAUAGUGAACCCCCAGAUAGUCCUUUGGAUGGGAGUGGAAGGAUGUACCCCUUGAAACCAAGGCCUAUUUUACAACGACGCAAUACAAUAACUGGGGCGACCCCCACUAGUAAAAGGCCUUACCCUUCAGUAGAACAGUACUGGCAAAUAUGGAAAGACCGCGCAGUUUCGACCCAUUCCAGUUCGUACAACAUUGACAACACCGACUUCGACUCGGACGCGAAUUUCCUCCGCGACAAAAGCGCCUCCUGCAACCUGGGGCUGGAGCUGAGCCCCCGACCGACGACAGUCAUCGGCCUCAGUCCCAACCGUACCAAGAACUCCUUCAAGAACGACUUCAAAGAAAAAUCCGCGAAGAAGAAGGUCAACUUCCAGGAGAGGAAGCACGAAGAUAACGAGAAGAAGGAAAUUAUCCUGUUGAGUAAUUUGAACGACGAGAAGAGCGUCAGCGUUAAUAGUUUGGCUAGUUUGACUAAUGAGAACAUCGCGUUUAUAGACGAGGGUCGCGAAUUGACUGAUAGAACGAGCAUGGUGACUGACAGCGACGAUGUUAAAAGGGAGUGCGACCAUUUUCAGAAUGCCCACGAUAGGGUGAGGGAUGUCGUUCUUGCCGAGGUUAAGAUUCACGAUAUUAUUAGGAAGUUCGACGAGCAGAAGCUGGAAGUGGUGGUUAAGCCCAAGAUUUACCCGAGGUCGCAGAUUAAGAAGCCGCCCGACGUGCCGCAGAAGCCUGAUUCUAGUAAGAGACCGGUGGUUCCACCUAGGAGUAUUUCCACGAAGAUUAGAGGGAGGUUGGAUAAGAGUCAUAGCACGCCUGCGUAUGAUCUGACGGGGGAGGAAGGCUCACCUGUGGAGAAGUUUGCGGUAGAGAAGACUCAACUGGAAGUCACAGACGAUGGUAACGCUUUCAUUCCUGAAAACAAACCCACGAUCGAACCCUUCUCCGAAACCAAAUUCGAGCUCGGAAUCCCCAUCAUAGAAGCCAUAAACUUGCCAUUGAACCAAAACGUGCCAGUCCUCGAAGAAGUCAAAUGUACAGUUACGACACACGCAAUCGAAAAGCCUCCCGAAAUCAAAGAAAACGUCGACUUGGAUCUUCCCCCAAAACCUCCACCAAGAACUUUCGGAGUAGUCGACUUGAACAAACCAGCUUAUCCCAGCGACUCGCCCAAGCCAAACAUAGCAGAAAAAUUAAAAUCCGAGUCGAUUUUAGUAACCAAGAGCACAGUGUUCGAAUUUCCCGAAACGAGACCGCCCACUGUGCAUACUGUUGAAUUGUCAACGACAACUAUAACACUCAAGCCGCCGGAAUCUCCGGCUUUGCAUAAAGUGAAUAGUGAUGGUAAUAAGAUGCCGAGUAAAUAUUUUGAGCCGAAGACGGUGUCGACUCCGAAAGGGAAGGAUUUUUCGGGGGAGAAUGAUGGGGUUGGGUAUAAAAGUUCGCCGAGUUUUGAGGUCCAGAAGAGCAUGAGUGAUAGCAAGAUUUCGCCGACGAAUUCAAUAGUACGUGCCAUGAUUUAUUCUAACAAGAACAAGUCGGGGAAGAAAAAGAACACUAUCGCACAAAAACGUCGAAAAGUAACCGUCAACGACCUAAACCCACCCGACACUCAAGGUUACUUGUACCAACGCCUACGCAGUAAACACAACCAGAACAUCCACUGGGAAAAACGAUGGUUCGUUCUCUUAGGAAGCUGCCUCUACGGCUUCAAAACGAAAGAAGAUCCACGAGCCGCAUGCCUAAUUUUUCUCUCUGGAUUUACAGUAGCUGUUGCCAGUGAAGUAAAAUCGCGUUCAAACGCUUUCAAAGUCUAUCACACCGGAACAGUAUUCUACUUCUCCGCAGAAGACCCCGAAACCCUCCAAACAUGGAUCGAAAUGAUCACCGCCGCCACCCUCAACAACGACAGCCUAAAAGUCACCGACGGCUCCCUCUACUCCGAGACCGACGAGUCCGACAGCGAAAAACCAAAGAAAGUAGAAACCGAGAAAAACUCCGAAAGCAUCAAGAAGUUCGGCUCGCUUAAAAAACUCACGUCGAAGAAGCACGACGCUGCUGGCGGCAGCACGAGCCUCGACAGGAAGCGCUUUUUCAACAAAUCGAGCAGCCACUCGAAGAACUCGCUUCCGGUGCCCACCGCACAGUUCAGAUCCUACAGGAAGAUCAAAACCAGCGAUGGUCAACCCGGUAGCGUUACCACCGGAAAUUUUACAUCACACGUCGCGUUUUUUGCGCCAAGGUCGGAGAUACCGAAGUUGCAGCAGUCGGUGCAGAACGUUAGCGUGCCGAACUUGACGGUCGAGAAUUUGGGGAAGAAUCAGGAGAACGAUAAGUCUGCGUCUGCCAAGUUGUUGAAGGUCAAACCGUUGAAUUAUGUGCAUGCGAGCAAUCCGAGUUUGUGUAAUAUUAAUGAUUUCAACGUGCCGGCGUUCCCGAAGAAGUCGUUCAAGAGGGAGGGCAACGACAAUCUGGCGGGGUUCGUUACUUUGGAGCAGUUGAUGAUCAAGCAGAGUGAAGAGAGGAAGACGAAUCCGUAUAAUAUGGGCGAGGAUGUUUUGUUGAAUUUGGAUUUGAUCAAGCCGGACGUUGUGUAUGGAGAAGUGCCAAUUCGACCAAAAGAAAAACUAGAUCUCGAAGAAAAACACGAAAAAUCCGAACAAAUGUUCAAAAAAGGCCACACGCGGAACGCAUCCGACUCCCACAAAUCCGAAAAACAAGACUUCGGUAGUUCAUGUUUCGGCAAACGUCUCGGUUCUUUAAAAAAGAUCCACAAAGUCGACGACGACUACGAAAGUCGCACUUCAACCUACCCCAAAACCACGAAGGGUUUCGACACUAAACUCAACCGAUCGCUGCCAAGAACUCACAAACUGCCCGAAAAGCCAGACAGCUCCAAUCGUUACGCUUCCGACAGGAAUUUGACUGGUGACCGCGGCUACGAAAUGAUAUAUUGCCCAGAAACCACAACUGAUAUUCAGUUCGCCCAAAACCGAAAUUUGGACGACAGGAUGUAUAAAGAUACUCCGAAGAAAAGCCACAAAAUCAAGAAGCAGCACAGUUUUAGUUCGUCGGAUAAGAAGUCGGCGAAAGGUGACGCGGCUAAGUACACGAAUAAGGUGUCGGAUUCGUCGAAAGUUAAGUUGAAGUCGGCUCUUCAGUACACGCCGAUGUGCUUGCCGUUGUCGCAAGAUCAGAAGACUAAGCCGAAGUUGGCGUUUGAGUUGAAUUUGGACGAAAGAGGAUCGAAGGGGGGGAAGUUGAAACAGAUUUUCGGAAAGCAGAGCGAGGGGAAGAAGGAGAAGACGUUUUUAGGGUCGCCGAAGUUACAUCGGACGAUUUUUAGGAAGAAUAACUCGGGAUCUGAGGCAAGUUUUCCCUCGCGGGGUUCACAGUCUGUGUCUUUGUCCCAGAGCUCAUACUCGCUAGAAAACUCUCCACCGUCCUCAGCUGAACCCUUAUCGAUGAGUAUGAGCCCACAUGCCGAUUACCCGGGUUUAGAAUACCCCCCGGUAUUCGAACCAGAAACGUAUUCUCUUGCCGACCCUCAAAGUAGCCUAACAUUGUUACGUAAACAAGGUAAGAAUAACAACUAAUGUAAAAUAAAAUAUAAUGUAUAUUUUAGAAACCUAACGUAAUGUGCAAUCCAGUAAAUCCCGUUAAAAUAUUGUUACCUUUUUAACGUUGCCCUAUUUUUAAAGUUAAUUGAUAUGUGAUGAAUCGGUGCGGAUAUUAAUUAGUACUUAUGAAAAUUGUUAAAAUAAUUUUAUGACAAUCCUGUUGUUGUAAGUCGACCUUAGCCAUUGUUUUAUGUACCAACUAUUCUCGCCAUUGAUUUUUGCCUAUAGAUUUUAUUUAUUAUUUAAAUACAUAGUUUGGGAUUUAUUUUAGAUUGUCUGACAAUAAAGUAUAGGAAAGUAGAUACGUAGAGAAAAAAGUGUGUAGAAAAUUUGAGUUUUGUAGUGUCGAGAAGAUGGCGGAUUGUAUCACGUCACGUUUUUGUCAGGCGUCAUGUAAUUUAAAGUUGAAAUGAAACACCAUUGUUGUGAUAAAUUAAAACAUGUCAAUUAUUACGUAAAGAUAUUAUUUCGAUAGAAAAUAAUAAUCUAGGAGUAGAUUAAUGAGAUAGAUAUUUAUUUGUCUGUAUAUCUUCUAUAAAUGAAUUGUCAUGUUUGGUAAGACGAUUAAAUUGUUUUUUACGCUUACAGGAGCUUAAGUCAUGGUUUUUUGAAUUAAGUAACACUCACUACUAAAAUUUUAGGGUAAUGAAAAUCGGAAUUUUGGAAAUAAAUUCUUAUAUAUUCUUCCAGAAUUUUCUUUUUAAAUAACGUUGAAAGUAGAGCCAAUGUUUUAAAAUAUUAUGAAGCAAUUUACUCUUAGUUGCUGUAAAUUAGCAAUAAUUGCUACCUUGAAUACGUUCAUAUAUGUUUUAUAAACAUUUUUUGAUUAUUAAAAAUCGUUAUUUUUAAUUGUUGAGAAUUAAUUUUGAAAGAUUUCGCAUACUUGGCAAGCAAUUCAAGAGUCACCACAGGAAACAUGUACAGGGUGAGUCAAUAAGCACUCAACUAAAAUUAUUACUUUAUUUUUACUUUUUGAAUCUCUAAUUGACUCACCUUGUAAAUGUAAGCGGACCGAGAAGGGUCCAAUCAGUACAAUAGUAAUUAAAUUAUAUUUCUUUGAGUGAGAAUAUUAGAAAAAAAAACAUAAGUGAGAACGAUACUAUUGAAUGCUAACAAAAAUUUCGCCUAUUGUUGAUUAGUCAGAAAAGUUCAAUUAGAAAUUACUAUAAUAUAUUGUAGUUUAAAUGGCAAAAUUUUACCGCGGAUAAUAACUACGCCAUUACGCCAAGUGUCAGACAACAUAAUCUUUCUGAUAUUUUUUUAUCAUUUACAUAAUAAAAAUGGUGGCAAUAUUCACACAAUAAUGGAUAAUACUACAAUGUACUAUUUAUUUAUUAACAAUAAAAAAUAAAGUAUUUUAUGAAGGUUUCUACAUUCGCACUUGACACUGUUGAUAAUUAUGCAGAAUCCUGUUAUUGUUUUAUCUUUUUAAGUUCAGAUAUUAGAAUGACAGUACGAGGUAUAAUGAACCCAUUUUUGCCAUACGUUUUUCCCCACUCCCGUUGCAUUAUCAGAAAACUUCAUUGUACCUUUACUUUUUAAUACAUUAUAUUUGUAUUUGUUAGUAUUUUUACUCUUAAGCUUAUUUUCGGAAAUAGCAGUAUUAUUUGGAUAUAGAUUUUAAGGUUAUAUUUAUUUGUUGUAACUUUUGGAUAUUAGAGCCAAUAUUUUUGUAGUCUGCAGCAGUUCCUCAGGGAUAUUGGCAAAUUCUUGAAAGUUAUAAUACACAUAUCUGUAUAUAAUUAUUUUAUCGAGUUAUUUUAAUAUUUAUAUUUUGCUUUUUAUUGUAGUAAGUGCCAAAACAAUACCCUUUGUUAAAAUGGAUUUUUAUUCAUGUGUAAUAAAUUACGUUGUUAUUGAAA